Messenger RNA from Aplysia californica (California sea hare), 2644 nucleotides. Its product is annotated as NAD-dependent protein deacetylase Sirt6. The record is from RefSeq and is a predicted model, not a curated record. NCBI's taxonomy places the organism in Eukaryota, Metazoa, Mollusca, Gastropoda, Aplysiida, Aplysiidae. Gene Ontology annotation, molecular function: NAD+ binding. The transcript is spliced from 7 exons. The coding region runs from base 494 to 1669 and encodes 391 amino acids.
GCGAUCUUCUGAUCUUGUAUUCAGCCUCUUGCAGCUUCGACAGUUUGUUGUUGUAUCGUUUGUUUUUCGUCUCCAUUGUCAUGCGUAAAAAUAGCUCAAACAUUAACAUUAGGUCAUUAGGCUAUAAUUAGCGCCUUAUUUGUGCCCUAAAAACGCUUAGAUCUAGUCUACUAAGUAGGCUUAGCAGCCUUUCAUUCACUCUUUUACUUUACGAAUAACAACCAUAAUUAUUGCAAAAGUACUCCCGAUUUAGAAACAUCAUCAUCGUACUGCUAUGGAUUAAAUGACUGGGAUUCUACAUACUAGAGUCUAGAUCUAGAUCUAUCUAGAUCUAGAUCUACAUCUAGAACCCUUAGGCCCUAUGCCCUAUUUAUUCAGUCACUCACUGUUCCCUGUCUCAGUUGGGUAGAUUCUAGAUCAAAGACUGUUUAUACAGACUACAGAAGACAGAAUUCAGCCUUCAAUUCUCAUAGCCUACCAGACAGAAAUCACAAUGGAGUCUGGUGCAGCUUCAAGUACAUCAGCUGGCACUUGUUGUUUGAAGUGCUGUAUACAAAAUCCUCCCUCUCGGAUGAUCGCGACCAACGGAUCGAGGGUUGAAGUCAGAGCUUUUGAGGCCAAAGGGAAAAAGAAUCUGGUUGUGGAGUGGAAGGCGGGAGGAGAAGCCAUUUUCCACCGAGAUUGCUGGAACGCCCUCGUUCACGCGUCCCAACGUGCCCCGGGCACAGCCACAGAUAUUGAGCUCACAGACCUAGAGCGGAGCAUGAUAAAAGAGUCCAAGAAGACAGCCGAGUACCACGAUUCACACGCCGGUGUUGCAGAGCAGGCUGCACGUGUGGCUCGAAUAUUGAAAGACAGUUCCUACUGUAUCAGCUUUACAGGUGCUGGAAUUUCUACUGCUGCUGGCAUUGGGGAUUUCAGAGGGAAGGACGGAAAAUGGACGGAGAGGGAAAAGAAAAAGAAUUAUGGGUCCCAAGCAACAAAGGCCAAAGGUCGCGGGUUUGUGAUAGAGGAGCUGAGACCGACCUACACACAUGAGGCCCUGGUCAAGCUGACGGAGAUGGGAAUUCUCAAGUACCUGAUCAGCCAGAACACCGACGGGCUGCACCGUCUGUCGGGGAUCCCAGCGGAGAAUAUGUCCGAACUGCACGGAAAUUCUUUUAUCGAAAAAUGUGAAUCGUGCGACGCCAGGUACGAAAGAACUUUUGCCUGCCGUCAGAAUAAAGUACCUGCCCCGCCUCUGCCUUGUCCCAAAUGUAAGAUCAACCACAGAACUGGACGGAAAUGUGAAAGAAAGGGCUGUGACAGUUAUUUGAUGAACACCAUCAUCAACUUUGGGGACUAUCUAGAGUCGGACGUCUUACGCUCUGCGGAGCAUCACGCCAAGCGAGCAGACGCGGUUCUGGUUCUGGGCUCUACACUUCGGGUCAGCCCGGCAAAUUCUCUGGUGGCGAUGGGCGUAGAACCGCACAGGAUCAUUAUCUGCAACAGACAAACCACUCCUUACGACGAUGACUGUGGGAACGGGGCUCGUGUCUUCGGAGAUUGUGAUCGGCUGAUGCGGGAGGUCAUGAGGUGCCUGCUGCCCUUACCUGAACUGACAACGUGGGAGAAGGAGAGAGAACAGCGCUUAGUGGAAUACAGCUUGAGGAGAACUCUUGUCAAGUAACUUCAACAACGAAGAUGGAGCUGCUUAACAAAUUAUAAAUAGAUUUAAUCAUCUCAGUUAGCACAUCCAUGAAGUAACAUCACUAAUUAACCCUUUACCCCCUGAGGAGUUGUCCUGAUAAAUGCCUUGAAUUCCCAGAACAAGGGAAAUAGUCCUCUAAAUAUACCAUACGUGAUUUGUUUUUUAAGAACUCAUCAAAAAAAAGAAGACUGUCUUAACUUUACAAAAAUAUUUGGAUCAAACACAACUACUUUAGGAAAAGAAUAAAUGGUUCUAACAAGCCUGUUUCCGCUGCGGUACAGUAUGGGCGAGUUAUUUAUUUCUCCUAUCACAGAUGUAACUGUCUGGGUUUCGUAUUCCUCAUCUAUUCCUUCAAAUAAUUAACUCAUCCAGUGACAUAUACGUGAUUUUCUGGUAGAUAGUGCAAUGAACUUUCAACAUGUCCUUGUUUGGUUGAGAUCGCUUCAUAUGCCGAGUUAUUGCGUAUUUUAAAAAAUUUCUUGCCUCCAUUUUAUCAUUAUAUUUAUUUCAGAAAUUCACACAUACAGUUUCUGGGUCGAUUUGAACCUUUCAAAAACUCAAAGAAAGAAGAUGGACUGUACUUUUGCAUAUAUAGCCUUGUUUUCAGUCAUAUUUAAUCAGGCAUUCUGCCCAGACUUGAUAGAAAUGCAUACCAUGGCAGCCUUGGGCAUCAGGCAUGCGUUUAGUGACUGCGGUAGUUUAAAACACUGUGCUAUACCUCUCUAGUGGUCAGCACUGCACAACUCCUCUCCAGGGGGCAAAUGGUUAAGACAGACCUCGGUGAAGUGAAAUGAGCAGUUUAGGAAAAAAUCUGGGAAAUGACAGGAAUAACCAAGAUAAAACUGCUCUUGAAUUGUGAAAUGUUAGUCGUAACCAUUAUCCCAUCUUAGUUUCUCACUUGAUGCAUUCCAAAUAAAUGAUACAGAAGAGCAAUAAAGGGCAAACUAAAACCUA